Molecule: messenger RNA, 981 nt
Organism: Eucalyptus grandis
Lineage: Eukaryota; Viridiplantae; Streptophyta; Magnoliopsida; Myrtales; Myrtaceae
Exons: 5
Coding region: 325-783 (152 amino acids)
Source: RefSeq, a predicted model, not a curated record
UCUUCACGCGUGCGAUGCACGUGCUUCUUAUCGUUCGCCAAUUGCGUCAGUCGAGCGGUCUUUCGGUUCGCGGAGUGCGGGAGACCGACUCUCUCCGUCUCUUCAAUUCGGCUUCACGAGCUUCCAUUCGAUCGGGUGCGGCGUCGACGGAGGAUCCGAAGCGAUGGCUCUUCUUCUUCCUCUGCGCGGAAGCUGGACCGCCGCAGUUCUGUCCAGGGACGGACCGGUCUCGCCGGCGGACGCCUCGGCUCCCCGUCGCUGCGUCGUGAUGCGAGAGCACCCAACGAUCUAUUCGGAGGAAGGGCUUCUGUAAGAAGCUUUUACAUGGAGAGACAUUCUUUUCCCUCCAGAAGUAGAUUGGACAGGAUGAUGCCUAAGAGGACGAGAUUUACAAGUCCCAGAAGUGGUGGUUCCUCAGACUCUAGCAAUGUUAGUGAGGGUUCCUCUGAUCAGGGCAAGGCUCCUUUUGGAUACUCCAGGAAGGAUGUUCUAUUGAUUGGACUUGGAGUCACCGUUCUUGGCGUUGGCUUAAAAAGUGGAUUGGAGCUUGCUGGAGUUGAUCCUCUACAAGCAGGGAACGUUGUCCAGCUAGUGCUGGUGUUGGGAUUAACUGUUGGAUGGAUAUCUACUUAUAUAUUUAGGGUUUCAAACAAGGAAAUGACAUAUGCUCAGCAACUACGUGACUAUGAAAACAAGGUCAUGGAGAAGCGCAUAGAGAGCUUGACGGAAGCUGAGCUCGAAGCUUUGCUGGAGCAAGUGGAGGAAGAGAAGAGACGCGCGUAGCGAGCGGCGAGCAAGUCGAUUGAAGUGCACACGCCAUCUGUAUAUAAGUAUGGCAUCAAGUCUGCCCCCCCAUGUUAAUGUGUGGUGAAAGUUUCCUAUAGAUUGUUGCUUACACACGAUGAUUUUCCUAGUGCUUUCUUCACGAACAAGCCUACUUUGGGUCGAUAAAUCCAACUUAGUACCAACUUCAAAUCGCCA